UUGAUAUUGACAUAAUUUUAAAGGUUUUGAGAUAAAGGGAGCACUGACCAUUUUAUUUUUAUCAUAUAAUAUACGAAAUAUGCCUUGUGACACAGACGAAAAUGAAUUAUGUGAUGACUAUGUGGCUAUGUCAAAAAAAAUUUGUUUAAAAAUACAAAGUCAAGACCGCCGAAUCAGAAAAAAUGCUUACACGGAUUUAAAAAAGUUCCUGUCAACAAAAAGUUUGAAUAAUCAAGAAUUGCGUUCAGUAUUUUGUGAGACGCAUAUGUAUAUUUUAAAUGGAUUGAGGGACAAAACUGAAAUUGUUCGAGAAGAAGCAAUUCAAUUUCUGAACUUUUUCAUUAUAGAAGCGUUACCCUUAAAUGAUUUUUACCUUACAUAUUUAUUUCCAGUGCUGGUAGAACGGAUUGGCAGUGUAGAACUAAUAGAAGAAUCGGAGGAAGUUAGACUUCAACUGCUGCAACUUCUUAAUGCAAUAAUUUCAAAAUAUUCAAAUACAAUCAAAUUAAAACCAUUUUUAAACGAUUGUGUUAUAAUUCUUGCAGAAACUGUUAAAGAUAAAUAUCCAGCAAUUAAGGAAUUGAGUUGUGUUACUAUAAUAUUAUUAGCCAAAUCAUUGCCCAAUGAUUUCCAUAUGCAAGCUGAGAGUCUAAUAAAAUCAGUUUUAUCCUGUUUUGUUCAUCAGAGGUAUAAAGUGCGCCUUGAAUCAAUUAAUGCCAUAGGCGAAAUUAUAUUACAUAGUAGCUACAAAGGCCUCGAUGAAGUUAUUGGGCCUUUAGCGGAAAAAUUAUUUGAUCAGAUACCAGCUGUAAGACAAGCAGUGGCCAGAAUUGCUGCAAGAUGGCUUUUGGAGUAUCGAGAUCGAUAUUCAUAUUUUCACAAAAUAUUACCAUUGCUAUUAACUGGUUUAAAUGAUGAAGUAGAAGAGACCAGAAUAGAUUCUACAGUGCUAUGGGAAAAAGUUGGAAUUCAGUACCAAGAAGAAAAUGAAAAAGAUUUGAAAAAUCAAUUAGAUUACUUAUCUCUAGAACCUAAAUAUUACCCAAAAGAAGUAAAACGCCCUAAUUUAGGAUGUCGAUUUUUGGUAAAAAGAAAUGUAAGCAAAUUAUCAGGAGCUGUUUCAAGAGAAUUGACAAGUUGGCAGGAAGAUGUCAGAGUUAGAUGCAGUCAGUUAUUGUGUAUAUUAAUUUUACAUGCAGAAGAUGGAAUAACACAAAAUUUACAGGAUUUAUUACCAGCCAUUUAUUCUGCAGCUAGAGAUGACGAUCGUAGAGUGAAAAAAUAUCAACUGGAGCUUUUGCAGUGCUUAAAAGCGUUGGCAGAAAAGCAUGAAAAUAGAAGCAAUACCACAACCUAUAAUUUAUUUAAAAUAGCUGUAACCUUGUUGUCGUUAAGACAUCCAGAUACUGCAGAAGAAAUAUUUUUAGAAGUAUUUGAUGAUAUUAAAAUAACAUUGGAUUUACAGAGUACUAAUAUUUUAUGGAAACUUUAUACACAACCGUUGCUGAAGCACAUUAAUAUCAAUCCAAAAAUAUGGACCACUGUCACUGAUAAUGCCUGUAUAUAUUUAACUAUUCUUUGUCAUUCAAAAGAAGCUUUUGGAGAAAAUUUGGAGUAUAUUCAAUCUAUUUUAAAUGAAUUAUUUGACCCUGAAGCAGAUGCUGAGAUGAAAUUAAAGACGCUUUACGUCUUAGCAAAUAUUUUUGAAGAAAAAGGUGUGUUUCUGAGAAAUACUGUCGAUUUAACUCCAUUCUUCGAAAACAUGGUCAAAGUUGUUUUUGUACCAUCAUUGGUAUGGCACGCUGGGGCGACUGCUGAAGCGCUUCGUACUAUGGCUGUUUUAUGUCUUAGAAAUGUAUUAAUUUCAAAUAAGAAAAUAGGUAUUUUCAAUAAAGAAGAUUUACUAAAAGAAGUUAUGAAUGAACUGUUGCCGCUGCUUAUUUCAAUAUUAGAAGAUGCAUCGUACAGAAGUAGACAGUUAGCUUUAGAAUGUGUGAUAUUAUUAAAACAUAUAUGUUGCGAGAAGAAUAUUUGGGCCAUUGAAGAUUUAAUAAAAGUAUACCCAGAAAUUUUGAAAAGGUUCGAUGAUCCUACCGAAAAAGUGAGACUCUGUGCUUUGAAAAAUAUUUCUUUAUUUUUUGACAAUCCUCCAGAAGAAUUUAAGAAGAACUGUUAUAAGGCUCAUCAUGAAUUAAUCAUUGAUACACUUUUAACUCAUUUUGAUGAUGAAGAAGAAGAUAUUCAAGAAAUGGUUUGUGUUUCCUUCCAACAGGCAAGAGAAUUAGUUCAGAUCUGGACGAAGAUUGUGCAGAACGAAAUUCGCGUUCCAACUGAUUCUGGUAGUACUUACAGCUUUCCAACAAUGAUCGAACUAGUUCCGAACUGA
Anoplophora glabripennis (Asian longhorned beetle) is the source of this 2386-nucleotide messenger RNA. RefSeq names its product dynein assembly factor 5, axonemal (gene Dnaaf5). Gene Ontology annotation, cellular component: cytoplasm. The transcript has 6 exons. Gene Ontology annotation, molecular function: dynein intermediate chain binding. The coding region runs from base 80 to 2386 and encodes 768 amino acids. Gene Ontology annotation, biological process: outer dynein arm assembly; cilium movement; inner dynein arm assembly. The record is from RefSeq and is a predicted model, not a curated record. NCBI's taxonomy places the organism in Eukaryota, Metazoa, Arthropoda, Insecta, Coleoptera, Cerambycidae.